Molecule: messenger RNA, 957 nt
Organism: Haemonchus placei
Lineage: Eukaryota; Metazoa; Nematoda; Chromadorea; Rhabditida; Trichostrongylidae
Source: the annotation of a GenBank genome assembly
AUGUCCACCGUCGGCUACAUAGGCGCUUGGGCCUGUGCAGUAGGCGUCGUCGCGGCCAUAUUCAGCAUCGUCUACAUCGCCAAUGAUAUUACUGCACUACAGGAUGAAAUCCAAAGUGGUAUGGCCGAAUUCCGAGAUAUUGCCGACGACACCUGGGAUCGUUUACUCGUACUGCAGAGUCCUACCGGUGAAUCGAAGGCCCCAAUACUAGCAGCCCUGUUCCGGCCAAAGCGUUACGCAUAUCCUGACGUUUGCCAAUGUUCGGUCUCUUCUGUUGGCUGUCCUCCAGGACCACGUGGACCGCCUGGCCCCCCUGGACCUCGUGGAGAGGAGGGAGCGCCCGGAGAGGCCGGCAGACCUGGAGCAGCUGGAAUCACCCUUGUCGUCACGCAAGACAUUCCUGGAGGUUGCAUCAUCUGCCCACCUGGUCCACCUGGUCCUCCUGGACCAGACGGUUAUCCAGGCGAGCCCGGCUACCCAGGCGCUCCAGGUCCUGAAGGGCCAACUGGUCUGGAUGGUGAUUUCGGAAUGCCAGGGCCUGAAGGAAAUCCAGGAGUCCAAGGUCCUCCAGGUUUCGAUGGGGCCAACGGACCAGACGGCGUACCCGGAUUCGCUUACUUCCCAGGAGCACCUGGUCUGCCUGGAGACCCUGGAUGGGCCGGUGAACCAGGUCUGCCAGGAAACGCUGGUACUCCAGGCACGCCUGGAACACCAGGACUUCCUGGACAACCUGGAAUUCCUGGUAGUCCUGGUCACGAUGGUCAUCCUGGUCCACAAGGACCGAUGGGACGACCAGGCGAGCCUGGCGAAGAUGCGCACUAUUGUAACUGUCCACCACGCCGAGAGGUAAUAGAAGCCGUAGAAGACAAGGAAGACAAGGAAGACAGAGAAGACAAGGAAGACGUGGCAGUUGUGGAGACACAGCAGGAGUACAGUAAGAAACACCGACUCAUUUAG